GCCAACUCGGACAGGAUGAGUGAGUUUGUGUUCGUCCUCCACCGCUCUGCCCGUGCCAUCUUCACGACUGGAUCGGUCUCGCGGUCUCCACUUUAACGACUGCAUGCGCGUCGCCGCCGACGACGCUGCUGCUCCACUUUUGACCGACUUCGCGCACAGAGGGAGGUAGAUCGAGCAGCAGCAGCAGCAGCAAGAGCAGCAGCAGCAGCAGCAGCUCUACGGCUCUCUGCCCUGUGUCAAAAGAUAAACAGGCAGCGGCAGAACCCCCCGACACUGCGGGAGGUGACAGAUCCAGAAUCAGCUCCACCUGCAUCAGCCACGCAGCAGCCGAGGGACGGUGGUAUCUGCCAUGCCAGAUCUGCGCGGGGGAGAUCUUGAUAAGCAUGGUGCCCACGCCCCAGGUGUGCGUAUCAACCCUGGUCACGGUGAGCACAAUGGCAGUGGUGGACCUCUACCUUUUGGAGCAGAGCAUGCUGGGAGCUCACGGUCCUCCAGGACCUAGCGUGUGGCAGUGUGCGGCUGUGUUGCUAGGCGAUGUGGGCUUCCUGCUCGCACUCCGCUUCGUGUCAGUGGGCGUGAUGUCCGAGGUGCGGUCACCGCGCCGUGGUUUUGCCAAUGCCCUCUGGUUCCUGUUCCUGUCCCUUCUCCAGCUUAAGCUCUUCUUCGUCUGCCAUAACUACAGACAGGAACGCCGGCCGCCUGACCCACUGGCCAGGAAGACCCUGACACUGCUGCUCUCCAUCUGCCUGCCCUCAUUGUUCCUAAUUCUGACUGGAGCCGACCACAUGACUCCUCAGCGCAGAAAGCAGGAAGUGAGGAGCCGGCUGUUAUGGGUGGUCCUGGAUCUACUGGAUGUACUGGACCUGCAGGCAGGGCUGUGGGAAGUCCAAGGUGGAGCCUCCAUGGGUACUGCAGUGUUAGCUGAACAGAAGCUGCCCAUCUGGGUCGAGGGCCUGGUCUUCUUCUACUGCUACGCCCUCCUGCUCCUGCUGCCGUGUGUGGCCCUCACGGAGCUUGGGGCCACUGGUCUGCCAGGACAGAGGGGGCCUCGGAAGGAGGCUUUGUACCCAUGGCUCAGCUUGGUUACCAUCAACAUCUUCACCCUGGCCCUGAGAGGCACAGGCAUGCUGUGGUACCGGGACCCUCGUGUGUCCACGGUGUUCCUGGGGAAGAACCUACUGGCUCUGGCUGUCAAACUAAGCUCAGCCUGGGAGAGACACAAGCAGGACCGCGCUGCUGCAGGAGCUGGGACUGUGGCUGGAGUGGAACCAGGAGACACGACCCUGCCAAGCCAGAGCUUGGAGGAGGGAGAGGGCCAGGCCCAGGGGAAAGCUCCUCCCUCUCAUUAUCACACACUGACUGGCUCCCAGAGCCACUCUCUCUCCCACGUCAGCCUGGAGCCAGCAGAGACGCCCUUAGGACCCUCUUUCAUCUCCCACGAACUCUAGAGAGUCUCAGUUUGAACACACACGCAUGCACAACGACAUGUACGCACACCCACACUCACAACUCAGACCAGCCAAGCCAGUAUCACAUCCAAACAGAUAACUCGUAUUGAAUUUCAGUACAGUAUUGAUGGGUAUAAUGCAGAGCUGUGGAAAUGCAUUUGGCAAGCUCGGCUCUCUGCACAUUUUGUUGUGCUAGGGAAAAAACUCAAAAUGUGAUCUGUGAGAGUGAAAUUUUAACACUGUGAACACGAGAGUGUUAAGAAUAUUCCAGACGUUGAAGUCAAGUGGCGUUUAUUCUCGUUUGAUCUGGGCACAACCGCCUCAACUGCCACAAUCUGCUGAACUCUGUCCUUCACACACACCAUCCUCACGUUGUAGUUGUACAUUUCUGAAUUAAUUUAAACGUAUUGCUGUAAACCUGACCGCACCAAAUCUGCAUUAGGGUGAGGGACUGUUCUCUUCAGUUCAUUUAUUCAUUUGUUCAUUGUGGAAAUAUUUGUCAGAACAACACUCUUCUGCAAUCAUGCCAAAAAACCAACUGUGACCUUUCCGUGUACACUUUCUCCAACACUUCACAGGGAACUUUCACAGAGGAAAAAAAUGAUACAGAGUAGAGAUGAUUUAUUUUUCCUUCAGUUCAACAGAGGCAUGAUUUAAAAGCCAUCUAGCAGUAAAACUCACUCUACACUGUGCUCCAAUAUUUUAAUGUACAUUUCACUGGCUCUAAACCUCUUUGGUGACCCUUUAAAUCACAGCCUUCACGUGACCCUGGGUACAAUUUUUAAUUUGAACACAUUUAUGAGGCCAUAAGAUGUAAAACUACCCAGUUUUUUCCCCCUGUAAUAUUAAAAUGCAAAGGACACCGAAACAAAUGAAUCUGAAAAUGUUUUUUUCCCCACUAUGUGACGACCUCCCAGAUUUAUCUUUCCACCCAUUUAAGCGCUCCAGUGCCAAGGCUGUGCAACAAAAGUGGAAUGGUUUUCAUUUUGAACCAAGGUAACAGUAGCUGACUUCACUUAUUAGUUCAUCUUGUCGGGGAGAGAAUGUUAAUCAGAGGAAUCAUUUACUGUGGUGUUUGGCUGGAGUGAAAACCUGCAGACUCUCUGGACCCAUGUUCAACCUUUCCUGCCAAACUGGGUUUUUUGGUCUCCUGAUAAUUUGAUUUCAAUGCAGAAUUUGGACAUCAAUUAACUAGCUAAUCCAUCUCGUUUAAGAUUUUAGAGAGUCUUAUACUUAAACUUUGAAUUCUUCACGGAGCAACUCCAGCUCUGCAAAACAUCCGAGAGAGAUUUAAAACAAACUACAGGUCUAUUUCACUACACGGAUUACAAAGACAGAAUACUACUGUAAAGAAUCUCUUUAAAUGUUUUGUUAAAUUCAUGUUUUACCGUCUUGUGUCAUCUGUAUCUCUAAAAAAAAAAAAACCUUGCCUCAACAUUAAAUUCCUUUUUUCACUUUAGAUGGAGUAAAACUUUUUUAAUUCCACAUCAACAAUUGAAGAGAGCUUUCAUUCACAGUUUUGUUAGUAUUUGGGUAUCAUGGGUGUUAUGGGUUAGAGCAGCAGGUGUAGUGAUUGUUCAGUUCAGUCAAGUGCCUUGUUUCCUCAUGGAGCUAUGAGCCUCUGGGUUGUCAGAGAGGCGUACACGUUAUGUGUACCAUACUGGUGCUUGGACAUAUGCCAUGUGUAUACUGUGACGUUAUUCCACAGCUGUCAGCUACACCUCCAGGACAGAGUGCAAACUAAUAAAGUGUUUCAUACUCGC
Solea solea (common sole) is the source of this 3211-nucleotide messenger RNA. It is a transcript of the gene tmem265, whose product is annotated as transmembrane protein 265. Lineage: Eukaryota; Metazoa; Chordata; Actinopteri; Pleuronectiformes; Soleidae. The record is from RefSeq and is a predicted model, not a curated record. The transcript has 2 exons. The coding region runs from base 384 to 1448 and encodes 354 amino acids.